Messenger RNA from Dichotomopilus funicola, 1338 nucleotides. RefSeq lists its product as uncharacterized. The coding region runs from base 1 to 1338 and encodes 445 amino acids. The transcript has a single exon. The record is from RefSeq and is a predicted model, not a curated record. Lineage: Eukaryota; Fungi; Ascomycota; Sordariomycetes; Sordariales; Chaetomiaceae.
AUGGCCCCCUUUCUCGAGGUCUUCGACCAUGAUCGACAAAAUCCUAAGACAAUCAACACCGCCCAUUCAAUAAAUUAUCCCGGUCAAACUAUUACCAACACAACGGAUCAACGACGAGUUGAGAGCGGUGACGUUCACCAAACGACAGAAGUGGACCUCCUGAGCGACAUCUCGGUGGCCCUCGAAUGGAAACUGCUAGUUCCGCUGCUUUUGCCCGGAGCGGACGAUCCUCAGCCAGAAGACGUCAGACCCAUCGUUGAAGCCCGCUGUGCGGACAGUGAGACGGCAUGUCUCGAGCAGGCCCAUGAUCUCAUUGCGCAAACCAUCACGGAUGCGGGCGAGAAGGCGAUAGCCGAUCACGCCCGUCGAGCGCUCGGCUUAGAGGAGAAACGAUUUUGGCAGAGCUCUUGGCUCGUGAAGAAGGCCAACUCGGCCGAGCCCCUCGACGAUGAGAAGGCGCUCAAGGGGUAUGUCUGGGUGAAGGUCGAGAUAUGCUCGCCCAAGAUGUUGUUGAACGCUGCGGGCGCUGAGAGCCUGGGCCGGAUGCAGAAGGUCCUCGGCGCGUUAAGUUCGAGUCAUCGCCUCUUCGCCAACUGCUCCUGCGAGGUGCACAUCCACCUUGGACAAAUACAUGGCCAGGCCUGGUCCUUGCCGACGUUGAAACGCCUCGGGUCGUUGUUGUGGCUAGCGGAACCGACACUGCGGAGUAUUAGGGACCCGAAGUCGCCCAACUUCCACAACACGUACACCUGGGGCUUCGCCAUGCGUCAGCAUAGCCGGCUUGCCCACCGGGUUAAAGAUGCCACAGCGGAGUACGUCGACGCUCCGAGAUACAUAUCGGACCGGCAAAUCAAAGCCGCAAUCAGAGACCAGUUCACCGCGUCCACCACCGACCUAGCUGCUUUUGGGGAGAUUUGGAAGGCCGAGUCACACCUCGAACUUGGCCAGCUAUUAUCGGGUGAAGAGAAGAAGUACCGUCGGUUGGGAUUCAACUUCAGUGCAUUCGGGCAAGAAGACGACCGGGCGAGGAGCAAUCCGCGGACAAUGGAGUUUCGGAUGAUGGAAGGCUCGGUUCAGACCGAUCUGAUUCUGGGAUGGCUGGCCAUUUGCGGCACUAUUGCUGAGUGUGCUGUGGCCGCGGAUGACCACCGGUUUGCCGCGGCCAUGGGGCUGCUACUGCAAAGGUCGAGCAGCGCCGAUAAUGGGAAAGCCUCCGAGGCGGAAGAACGGAGGGCGACUCGGCUGGGGAAAGAAUUCCGGGAGUUGAUGGAGUCUUUGGCUGUCGCGGAGCAGCACUUUGUCGGAUUUGAGAAGAAGGUCGAGCUGGACCACCUUUAG